This is a messenger RNA of Amborella trichopoda, 899 nucleotides long. Its product is annotated as enoyl-CoA delta isomerase 2, peroxisomal. Lineage: Eukaryota; Viridiplantae; Streptophyta; Magnoliopsida; Amborellales; Amborellaceae. Gene Ontology annotation, molecular function: delta(3)-delta(2)-enoyl-CoA isomerase activity. Gene Ontology annotation, biological process: fatty acid beta-oxidation. Gene Ontology annotation, cellular component: peroxisome. The record is from RefSeq and is a predicted model, not a curated record.
UGUACUAUGUACACUUUGCCUUUUAAAUGAACCAGAAGGAGAAAAUCCUCUCUGACACCAAGAAAAAAAAGAUGUGCAGCCUGGAGCGGCGCGGCCUCAUUUUCAUCCUGACCCUUACAGGAGAAGGCGAGCACCGCCUCAACCCUCCGCUCCUAGACGCGAUUCUCUCCUGCCUCCAUCAAGUCUCCACCUCCCAAGGCGGUGCUGCGCUCAUCACCACCAGCCACGGCAAAUUCUUCUCUAAUGGCUUCGAUCUGAAAUGGGUGGAGGCGGCAGGCCCCGAGAACAUCCCUUCGCGCUUCCACACCGUCGGCGAAAAGCUGAAACAAAUAACUCUCGCCCUCAUGAACCUCCCAAUGCCGACGAUAGCUGCAGUGUGCGGGCACGCUGCGGCUGCAGGUUUCCUUUUUGCCUUAUCCCACGAUUACAUAUUCAUGAGAAAAGAUCGAGGAUUCCUUUACAUGAGCGAGCUCGACAUCGGACUCGUAUUACCCAAUUUCUUCAUGUCGGUUUUGAGGGCGAAGAUCCCGAAGCCGGGGGUUUUGAGGGAGGUGGUUUUGGAGGCAAGGAAGAUUACAGGCAGGGAAGCUGAGGAGAAGGGGAUAAUUGCUCGAGGGUUGUCGGAUUCCGGGGAGACGAUGGCCUCCGCGGUGAGGUUCAUGGAGGAGCUGUCGGCGAAAGGGUGGGACGGUAGGGUUUAUGCCGGCAUACGUCGAGCGGCGUUUCCGGAAAUUGUAGAGGCGGCUAGCAGCUCCAUGGAAGGAAAGGGGCCGAUUGGAUCAAGGCUGUAAAUGAAUCAUUGAUUCCACAGAAUAAUGGUGAUUGUAAGAUGUUUCGAUUGCAUAUACAUUUUUUUUUUUUCAAAAAUACUUUAUAAAAAAACCUUCUUCCUUCCCUUA